UAUCGCUGCCUUCAGUGGAGGUAUUACGUUCAGCUGUGUCACAGGGAGUCAGGGCGAGUCUUCAGCUGCAGACGUCGUCGAGUGUGGCACCAGGAUGCGCAUCAGUAUGAAAAGAAACCAUCGCUUUUCUCUUAACGGUUUAUCAUUGACAAACGUGUGACCGCUCACAUCAACACAAAAGGGAAACCAACGUAUUCAUAUCUUAGAGAAGUGACGUGACAAUUUGUGUCUGCUCGACAUUGUUCUGCUCUACAGCCUCUUUAUUCUAAAAUCCAUCCUCAUCCCUGACGUGAACCCACCAUGUCCGGGAAGGAGCGCAGCCCCCGCCAUCGGCCAUGGUCAGUCUACCGGGCCAACACGUUUGAUCUCUCAGCUGAGAUGAUGGGGCUGGCUCUCUCAGGCAGCAGUCAGGACCCAGAUGAGCCUGUGCUGGAGUUUAGUGUGGCCUGCAGUGAACUGGUUACUCCGUCUCUGGAUCGUAAGCCAACCAGCUUUGUCGCCGUCAGCUGCACCACUCCGCCUCAGGCCUUCUGGACCAAGCAUGCUCAAACGGAAAUCAUUGAGGGUACCAGUAACCCUAUCUUCCUGAGCAGCAUAGCGUUCUUUCAGGACUCUCUGAUCACUCAGCAGACUCAGGUCAAGCUCUCUGUCUACGAUGUGAAGGACCGCUCCCAGGGCACGAUGUACAUGCUUGGUUCGUCCAUGUUUUCCGUGAAGGAGCUGCUGCAGGACAAACACCACAGACUGCACCUGACUCUCAGGUCAGCGGAGAAUGAGCGCGUGGGGAACCUCACCGUCAUCGCCUGGCAGAUAGAGGAGAAGCGCGAGCAGAGAGCUCCUGUUGCAAGAUUACAGAGAGGAGACACUGUUAAUGGAAGGAUGGUUCUCCCUGUUGAUGAAAGCCUGACUGAAUCGAUGGGUAUAAAGUCCAAGUCUUCAUCUCUGUGUAAAGAUCCUCUGCUGAAGGCUGUAUUUGGCGGUGUCAUGUCGCGCACGUACCGUUUCCCCACCACAGAUGGCAACCACCUACGUAUCCUGGAGCAGAUGGCAGAGAGCGUGCUCUCCCUGCACAUUCCUCGACAGUUUGUCAAACUUCUGCUGGAGGAAGACGCAGUCAGGGUGUGUGAGCUGGAAGAGCUGGGUGAGCUGUCUCCAUGCUGGGAAAACCUCAGGAGGCAGAUCAUCACUCAGUACCAGACCAUCAUCCUCACUUACCAGGAGACCAUAAGUGACCUGCACGAAUACAAAGGUCCUUCAUUCAAGUCAAGCACCUUGAAAGCUGAGAGGAAGUUGGAGUUUAUUCCCACUAAUCUGCACAUCCAGAGGAUGAGAGUACAGGGGGAGUCUGGUUAUGAUCGGACAUACGAUGUUGUUACUAUCGGUGCUCCUGCAGCACACCAUCAAGGCUUUAAAGGCUGUGGCCUCCGAAAACUGCUGCACAAGCUCGAAGAAGCCAGGAAACACACUUACGAGGAGGAGAGUUCUGCUGGCCCCGGCUCUAAAGGAAAGGCGUACCAGCCUCAGGAUGUCGUGAAAGCAAAGGAGCUGAUUGGCCAGAUUAACACUCUGAAGACACAAGUUUGCUACUACACCGAACGUCUGUCACGAGCUGCCAAGGAACGCUCGGCCAACGCUCUGGAGAGAACCCUGGCCAUCCUAACAGAGAAGACUCGUCAGCUGGUGACCGUGUGUGACUCCAAGCUGCUGUCCUCAGCCAUCCUCGCCCUGGCAGCCGCCUGCCCGGAGUUCACUCAGCAAGGCACCCCGUCCCCGUCCUCCUCUUCCCUCUCACCCUCCAGUCGCUCCCCAUCACGCUCUCCCUCCCGUCACCCCGCCUCUCCGUCUCGCGCUACCACCUCGCCCUCUCGCCACCUGACUCCCCCAGAGGGUGGUGAAGGGGGUAAAAGCAAGCGGGCCUCCUUGCAGGCGGAUUUGCACGGGGAAGAGUGGGAGAAGGUUUGGUUAAAUGUUGAUAAGAGCCUGGAGUGUGUGAUCCAGAGGGUGGACAGGCUUCUGCAGCGAGACAAACUCCAAAGUGACAGCAGCUCUGAGGAUGUCUUCCUGCUCGCCAAUGAGGAGCCUAGAAACACUAAGAAAGAUAACAGCCCAGAAGUAGAAAAAGUAGAAAAGACGUCCCCAGGUGAGUGGAGCGAAGCUCUGUAUCCUCUCCUCACCACAUUGACAGACUGUGUGUCGCUGAUGAGCGACAAAGCCAAGAAGGCCAUGGUGUUUCUGCUGAUGCAGGACAGCGCCCCCACCAUUGCCAUGAGCCUCACCCUGCAAUAUCGCCGUGAUGUUGUCUUCUGCCAGACGCUGACGGCUCUGAUCUGCGGCUUCAUACUCAAGCUGAGGAACAGUCUGUGUGACUCAGGCUUCCUCAGGCAGUUACACACCAUUGGCUUACUGGUGCAGUAUGAAGGCCUGCUAAGCACCUAUGGGGAGGAGCUGGCCAUGCUGGAAGACAUGAGCGUGGGAGUGAUGGACCUGAGAAAUGUUACCUUUAAAGUUACCCAGGCAACCUCGGGUUUCGCCCCAGACAUGCUGCCGGUGAUCACAGGGAACAGGAACGGCUUCAACGUCAGGGUUCCGAUGCCCGGGGCGAUGUUUGACACGCUGCCACGAGAGAUCCAGAAUGGGAUGCUGCUGCGUGUGCAGCCCGUCCUGUUCAACGUGGGGAUCAAUGAACAGCAGACGCUGGCUGAGAAGUUUGGAGAUACGUCACUGCAAGAAGUGAUCAACUUGGAGAGCAUGGCUCGCCUCAGCUCAUACUACGACCAGUUUAAAGAAGUCCUGCCAGAGGACUGCCUCCCUCGCACCCACAGUACCACCAGCCUGUCUGAGCUGCUCAAACUGCUGAGCCAGAACGUGAACGCCAAGAAAAACAAGAACGUGGAGAUUUUGUGGCAGGCGGCCGAGGCUUGCCGCCGCCUGAACGGAGUGCGCUUCACCAGCUGUAAGAGUGCCAAGGACCGCACAGCCAUGUCUCUGACCUUGGAGCAGUGUCAGAUCCUGCAGCAGGAGCACGCCUUGGCUCCACAGGUCUUCUACCAGGCUCUGGACUGUAUGCGCAGUGAGGGCUGCAGGAGAGAGAACACCAUGAAGAAUGUGGGAUGUCGUAAAUACGCCUUUAACUCUCUCCAGCUCAAGGCCUUCCCCAAACAAUAUCGCCCUCCAGAGGGGACGUACGGGAAAGUUGAGACCUAACUGGACAGUUCCGUCUGGAGGAAACCAAAAAAAGACUGAAGGGGAUAAUGAUGAUGGCACCACACAAAGAAAAAUACCAACACAAACUGGAACAACAGCCUUUUGUUUUGUGCUUAGUCACUGUUAAGAUGAUUAAUGUCCAAGUGCCAGUGCUACUGUAGAUUGUUUUAUAGCAAUUUCCUCUCUUCUCAGUAGUACUAGAAUGACACACUUUUCACGGCCACCUCGCAGCCAAAAACAGCAAAGAUAUGGCUUUCUGUGUAAGUUGAUAGCCAGUGUGCAGACACCACUGUUGGCUGCUGUACCAGUAGUAGUAUCAGGAAGCAUAAAGUCACUCUGGAUUUGAGUCAUUUUAACUUCCCUAGAAAUGAAACAUGCAAAUGUCUCAGCCUUUAGAGAGAUGAUGUGGGUUGAAGGUACACAUAUCUAUACACGUCCGACCUGCUUUUGUUUGAUGUUAUCAGUUUGUCAGUCACAGGAUAAGUGACUCUGUAUCUUUGCUAUUGUCAACAAAUCUCCUAAAUUUGAACAGUGAAUUUACUGUGAGUUUUCUGUGCAUCCAAAGCCUGAUAGAGCCCUCCACUGAUUCCACAGCUUAUUGCACUGGCUAACAUGUUCUUUUCAUACGGUAAACAUGGGCACUGUAGUUUUGAGUUAAUUUGAUAUACACUAUCCCUCUGCCAUGAAAUUCACUAACACACCAAAUGUGUAUUAAUCCACCUGUAAAAAUAGUCCCCAAAGAACGCACAAUUUACUGCUGCUUGAGUAACACUUGUUAUAAACUACAGUGCCCAGCUGUUAGAAGAUUAUUUGAAAAUAUGAAAAUAUAUUUAUAUAUUGUAAAAUAUAAGAUUUACAUCUUCUUAAGGAACCAACUGACCUGAGGUUACAGAGAUGGUAUGAAAAUUGGAAAGCAUUAACAAAACUACAAACGCAUGUUAUUGGUCUUUUAAUAGGAUUUGUUGACAAAGCCUCAUUUUUUAAAGCUACACUUGGCAAAAAGGUUAAGUUGCCAAAUGUAGCUUUAAAUCCAAAGUAGGCAGACCAUCACCUCUGCCUAUUAUUGUCUGGACCUAAACUGCACUGCAGGAUGACUGCUGUCAAAGUCAAAGCACCUGAUUUACCUGACUUUUUUCAGUGCUUUUAGCUUGUUGUCUCCCUCCCACUGUCUCUCCUGCUUCUCAUCUUAUUCAAUGACACUAAUAUUCAACACAAUAUCACUCUCUACAACAAGCACAGAUCUUUAAGAAGAACAUAUACGACACUACUCACUGGUAUUUCUAUUACAAUGAUGUCUUUCAUGAGAUUCUUCUGAAGCUUCACUAGAAGCAUCAAUGAUAAACUGGUUCACAAAUCUUCAGAAGUGGUGCAUCACUUUAUUCUAUAACUCUGAAAUAUCUACAGAUACAGAUAUUUAGGACAUUUCUGCAGGUUAUAUGCAGCACAAUAAUGGUGGGAUAGACCUUCAAACAUGGAAGUUUUUUUUAAGUGUAUGUUUUCAGUUUCAAAGCACUUGGUUGAAAUAUGCAGAAUUUUGUCAAAGUUGGAUAAAAACGUUAUUAAUUUAACCUGCAUGAACCCUAUUGCUUACUAUCACAGUUACUGUUACUGUUGCAGUUAAGAGUACCAGUGAGCACUUGAUUAAUGUUUUUAGACUGAAGUGAAAUAAUGCAUAUUGCAUUAUUAUACGUACCAUCAACAACUCCUCUUCAGUUUACCAGCUAGGGCUCCAAUGUACCUUAUUGUACAAAACCUAUAGAGACAGUGGAUUUUAUUUUAAAGAUGUUAUUUUGCUUACAGGUAUUUAUGUUAAUAUGGCUGGUGUUCUCAAAUGCUGUUAUAGUUUUAUCCAUCAUUAGCAAGUAAGUUAUGACCUUGUUCUGAUCAGUUGUACAUACACACAAGUUGGACAGGAGCGUUUGGAAGAUGCCUGCACCCACACAGAGGUGUGAACUGAAACUGGAUAAUGAAUAAAAGCUUGCCGAUGCCAA
This is a messenger RNA of Lates calcarifer (barramundi perch), 5195 nucleotides long. It is a transcript of the gene inpp4aa, whose product is annotated as inositol polyphosphate-4-phosphatase type I Aa. Gene Ontology annotation, molecular function: phosphatidylinositol-3,4-bisphosphate 4-phosphatase activity. Lineage: Eukaryota; Metazoa; Chordata; Actinopteri; Centropomidae. Gene Ontology annotation, cellular component: cytoplasm. The record is from RefSeq and is a predicted model, not a curated record.